AUGGGUGUCCAUUCCUCCAAGGCUGCACCCCAAGGAGGGUUCGAGCAAGGGGAGGCUUCAGGGGCUCAGAGGCCAGAGCAGGAGGACUGGCCCGAGCCAGAGUCUGAGAGCAGAGCAGAUCCUGAGGCGGCAACUGGGCCCCAGCAGCUCCCCGCCUCCGCGGGGCAGCCAGAGCAGGUCCUGGAGGCCAGUGAGGGGCAGGAGCCCAACGAGAGCCAGGCUUCGGGGCCUUCCUCAGACCCACCCCGACAGCUGUCUGAGAGCGGGGAUUCACCAGUCCCAGAAGCCCAGGGGCAGCAGCCACCCCCUGGGAGGCCCCGCUACCACACCAACUGCCUGGAGCAGCCCCUCGCCUGGGGAUUCCAGAGGAUGGGGCUAGCUGUGGGCUCGCACCCCUGGCUUUUCCUGCUGGCUCCCCUGGUGCUGACGGCUGUCCUGGGCACCGGUUUGAUGUACCUGCCCAGGGAGACUGAAGAGAACCUGGGGGAGCACUACACCCCUUUGGGCAGCCCAGCCAAGGCCGAGCGGCACUUCGUGCAGGCACAUUUCUCCACCAACGAGUCGCACCUCUUCUCCCCGUUGCGGUCCAGCAUGGAGGUCAACUUUGCCUCCAUCCUGGUGGUCUCCAACACUACCAAUCUGCUGGAUCAAGUCAUCUUCUCAGAAAUUAGUCAACUGGACAAGGCGGUGCAGAUGCUGACCGCGCCCCUGGGAAAUGGAACCUACGUCCUCUACCCUCAGGUGUGUGCCAGGUACCAGAGCACCUGCAUGCCCUCCAACCCAGUCCUGUUCAUCUGGCAGAAGAAUAACAACAUGGAUCUGAAAAGCAUCACCUUCCCUAUUUACAACACCUCCACUUCUCCCGUCUACUUGGCCGGCCUCUUGGGAGGAACUGUCCUAGGUCCCGGCUCGGGGAUAAGCCGGUUACUCCUGCAAGCCAAGGCCAUGCUGCUGCAGUACUACCUGAAGACCGCGGACCCUGAGGACAGCGCGCGCAGCCAGAAGUGGCUGCUGGAGUUCCUGGACCAAAUUCAUGCCAUUGAAAAGCGCCUGAUCUUGAAGAACAUCCAGGUGGUCUACUUCACAUCACUCUCUAAGAAACUGGAAUUUGAGGCGACUGCUAGGUCAGUGGUCCCUUUGUUUUACACGGCAUACCUUCUGAUCAUAUUAUUUGCAAUCGUAUCAUGCUACAGGUUUAGCUGUAUACGAAACAAAAUGUUUAUUGCAGUCGUUGGAGUGAUUUCUGUUGCCUUGGCAGUGAAGAACAACGUCAUGGACAGCGUACAACAGCGAAUGUCUGACGUCUACUCCCACGUGGCGGUGUCCAUCACCAUCACCACUCUCACAAAUGUCCUGGCCUUCUUUACAGGGGUGAUGACCUCCUUUAAGUCCGUGCAGUACUUUUGCAUUUACACGGGAACAACCUUGCUCUUCUGUUAUUUUUAUAACAUCACCUGUUUUGGCGCCUCUAUGGCCCUAGAUGGUAGGAGAGAAGCGGCCUGUCAGCGCAGGCUGCAAAGCUCAGAGGGUAACCCGGACCAAAAUUCUUCCUCGCUGAUAAGAUGCUGCUGCCUCCCAUUUAGUUCUCUUCGAACUGAUGAAGAAUCGAGCAUCCAUCCAAUGAACUUGUUCUUUAGAGAUUAUUUUGGCCCCUUUCUCACAAACACUAAGUCCAAGUUUGUGAUAGUGGUUUUAUACCUUCUGUACAUCACAUUCAGUAUAUAUGGCUGUUUCCAAAUGCAGGAAGGUUUAGACCUUCGACAUCUGGCAAGUGACGAUUCCUAUAUCACACCCUAUUUUAACAUCCAUGAAGAGCAUUUUUCAGAUUAUGGUCCCAUAGUGAUGGUUAUCAUGACUGAAGCAGUUGACUACUGGGAUAAAGACACUAGGCAAACAUUGGGGAAAUGUCUGACCGCUUUUGAAAACAGUGAUUAUGUCAUUCAAAAUCUAACUCAGUUUUGGUUACAAGCAUAUAUACAGUAUAUGGAAGCCAACAACUUAGCUGAAAAUGACAAAGAUAGUUUUAUAAACAACAUUCCUGGUUUUUUAGUGCAUAUUCCAAUUUUUACAUAUGAUAUUAAUAUUUCAUCAUCACAUGAGAUUACUUCUUCCCGGGCCUUCAUUCAGACCACGGGUGUUUCUUCUUCGCACAGUAAGAAGAACAUGUUAUUCCAAUUACGAAGUAUUGCCAAAAGCAGCCUCAACCCCAGGGCCAUGGACCAUAUUCGCUUUACUUUCUCAGACACCACCCGGUGA
Messenger RNA from Talpa occidentalis (Iberian mole), 2256 nucleotides. RefSeq names its product patched domain-containing protein 3-like. NCBI's taxonomy places the organism in Eukaryota, Metazoa, Chordata, Mammalia, Eulipotyphla, Talpidae. The transcript is spliced from 5 exons. The record is from RefSeq and is a predicted model, not a curated record. Gene Ontology annotation, cellular component: membrane. The coding region runs from base 1 to 2256 and encodes 751 amino acids.